Messenger RNA from Elaeis guineensis (African oil palm), 1368 nucleotides. RefSeq names its product probable methyltransferase TCM_000336. NCBI's taxonomy places the organism in Eukaryota, Viridiplantae, Streptophyta, Magnoliopsida, Arecales, Arecaceae. The record is from RefSeq and is a predicted model, not a curated record. Gene Ontology annotation, molecular function: methyltransferase activity.
UUAUUUUAUUCGCAUCCUUUAUGUUUAUCAAAUAGCCACAUUAAGGCACAAAAUUCCUAUAUAAUCAUGCCGAGUCUGUGCGGUAGCUUUUGUCAGGCCACAACAAAUGGAUGUGGAGACUGUUCUUCAUAUGAAAGGAGGAUUGGGAGAGACAAGCUAUGCCCAGAAUUCUUCAAUUCAGUUCAGAAGAAGUUUACCGAUGGUAUGAAGCAUGUCGUCAUCGACGCAGCCAUCGACGCGUAUCUUUCAGAGACUCCCCGGUGUUUUAAAAUGGCGGAUUUGGGAUGCUCUUCAGGAACCAAUGCGUUAUCCCUGAUUGGGGAUAUUGUGAAUGCCAUUGAUGAGAGAUGCCAUGAGAAAACAAGGCAGGUUCCACAGUUCAUGGUGUUUCUUAAUGAUCUCCCCGGGAACGAUUUCAACUCAAUUUUCAUUAGCUUCUCAGAUUUUGGUAGUAGGCUCAAGAAUGUUCGAAGGAGAGAUGAGUUCCACUCGGUUUUCAUGGCAGGAGUUCCGGGGUCCUUCUAUGGGAGGCUGUUUCCCAGCAAUAGCUUGCACUUCAUUCACUCCAGUCAUAGUUUGCAUUGGCUCUCCCAGGUUCCUCCUGGCAUUUUUAAUGAAGAAGGUAAAUCAAUGAAUUCAAGGAAAAUAUACAUAUCUAAAACUAGCCCUCCUUCUAUAGCGAAGGCCUACCACCAGCAAUUUCAAAAAGAUUUUGGUUCGUUUCUCAAGUCCAGAUCAGAAGAAUUGGUUUCUGAAGGACGAAUGGCAUUGAUUAUGUCAGGGAGGGACACCAAAGAGCCGUGCAAUAAGAUGACAACUCUCUUGUGGGAACUAUUGGCCAGGUCUCUUUCCAUCAUGGUUGCGCAGGGAGAAAUUGGAGGAGAAGAUCUAGAAUUAUAUAAUGCUCCAUUCUAUGGUCCAUCUCUAAGGGAAAUAGAAUAUGAAGUGCUGAGGGAAGGCUCUUUUACGGUUGAAUACUUAAAGAUAUUCAAAGACAAAGUCGGCAGUGGAGAUGCUAAAAAGGAUGGAGCGGCUUUGGCAACGGCAAUAAGAGCUAUACAGGAGUCUAUGCUAUGCCAUUAUAUUGGUAGAGAAGCUAUUGAUCGUCUAUUUCACAUAUACAGUGAACUACUCAGUGAAGUAAUGCAGAAAGAGGAAAUAAUGGCAGUUUAUGCCAUUGUGGUUCUAAGAAGAUCACCUUGAGACUAUUAAAGAGGAGUCAUCCCUAGAAAUGUUAAGUGCAAAUUAUAAACAAUAGCUAAGAAUACCUCCUUGAGGUUGUUGAGCAUGUCAACCUAUAUCACUUAAAUUGUACUAUCGAAUGUGAAAAAAAUAAUAGUAUCUAGGUCAUAGCAUUUCCAAAUAAUA